This is a messenger RNA of Vidua chalybeata, 3925 nucleotides long. RefSeq names its product L3MBTL histone methyl-lysine binding protein 1 (gene L3MBTL1). Gene Ontology annotation, cellular component: nucleus. The transcript has 25 exons. Gene Ontology annotation, biological process: regulation of DNA-templated transcription. Bases 517 to 3039 code for a protein of 840 amino acids. Gene Ontology annotation, molecular function: protein binding; zinc ion binding. The record is from RefSeq and is a predicted model, not a curated record. NCBI's taxonomy places the organism in Eukaryota, Metazoa, Chordata, Aves, Passeriformes, Viduidae.
CUGGAGCUCUCCCGGGGAGCCUGUUCAAUGCCUGACGACCCUCUGGAGUUAAAACCCUUUUCUAGCAUCCAAGGAAAAAGUGGAGCAGGGUUAUCCAAAGUGUCUUUCUCCUGCUGUGGCAGUGGUGCUAGGGCAGCUCAUAGCUGUGGCUGAGCCCCUUUUCCUCAUGUAGCACUCCUGACCUGGGAUACUUCACAACAGGGGGUUUUAUACCAGGAUUUAAAAAACUGUGAGCUGCAAACAACACCUCCAAUCCUGAUUCUCAGGCCUCCAGGUGGGGAUGGAGCUCUGCAGCCCAGCCAGUUAGAAGAUCAAGGGUGACACACUGACGGGAGAACGGGAAGGGGCCCUGCAGGGAGCUCUGCCUGCUCCAGGGUGAGAUUUGGCAGCUCUCAGUCACAGUCUGUCAGAGCAUUGUGGGCCCCCGUGGGAGCCAGGAGCAGCUUGUGGUGGACCUGUUGUGCUCGUGCCAUCUUAUGGUCGUGCCAGGGCUUCGCUGUGUGCUCAGGCAAGGUGAUGGACAGCAGGGGGGAGAUGGAGGUGGUGAGGAGCACCAAGGGCAGUGCAGCUGGGGAGGUCAGUGUCCACGUGGUCACCACCGAGAGCACUGUGCAGAGCACCCACCUGCCCACCACUGCCUUCAUCAUACCAGCAAACGCCACUGCCAUCAACCUUCCCACGAGCACCUUAGAAAUCCAGCGAUUCCCUCGGGAGCCCCAGAGAAGCACAGGGGCUGAGAGGCCAGACAGGGGAGGAGGGAAUGAACCCAUCACAGCUGCUGUCAUUCCCCAGAUCAGCGGGGUGCAGACCUGCAGCACAGUCCGUGUGCUGGAGUGGAAAGAUGGGGUGGCAACUUUGCCUGGGAGUAACCUGCGGUUCCGGAUAAAUGAGUACGGCACGCUGAAGGUGGUGAGUGCUGAUAAGAUGCCUCCCGUGGAAGCUGUGAAGGAGGGUCACACAGAGAAAGAUGGGGACUCCGAGGUGGCACCCCCCAGCAGAGACAAUCCUACUGUGGCUCAGGACGUGCCGGAGCAGCCCACGGCAGAAGGCCUGUGCCAUUGCGAUACCUGUGGCCGCAGACACAUGUGGGACGGGGCCCGGGAGGGCAGGGGCUUCUGCAGCGAGCACUGCCACCAGCAGUUCAAAGAGAGGUCUGUCAUUGUGGAAAAUUCUGCCAGCAGCACCAAUGCCACUGAAAUCCUCAAGCCUGUGAAGAAACGAAAGAGGAAGGACUAUCAGAGCCCCUCGGAGGAAGAAUAUGAAUCUGAACAAAUGGAGGAAAAGCAGGAAGAGAAGAAAAGCUCUGUGGAAGACUCUGCCAUGAGCAAUCUGGAGGCUGAGGCGUGGAACGGGAGCCAGCACGGUGCCAGUGAGGAGAAGAAAGAAGGCUGGUCUUGGGCGUCCUACUUGGAGGAGCAGAAAGCUGUCGCUGCCCCUUUAGAUCUCUUCCAGGAUUACCAAGUAGCUUCCCAGCACAAAAAUGGCUUUAAAGUGGGGAUGAAGCUGGAGGGGAUCGACCCGCAGCACCCAUCUAUGUACUUCAUCCUGACAGUGGCUGAGGUGUGUGGCUACCGGAUGCGUCUCCACUUUGAUGGCUACUCCGAGUGCCACGACUUCUGGCUGAAUGCUGACUCCCCCGACAUCCACCCUGCUGGCUGGUUUGAGGAGACGGGGCACAAACUCCAGCCCCCCAAAGGGGUUGUAGGUUAUAAAGAAGAAGAAUUCAGCUGGACAAACUACCUGAAGUUAACAAAGGCUCAGGCAGCUCCUAAGCACCUCUUCAUGGUCCGAAACACUCAUGAGGCUUCUCCAGGCUUCAAGGUGGGCAUGAAGCUCGAAGCCGUGGACCGCAUGAACCCUUCCCUGAUCUGUGUUGCCACAGUGACUGACGUGGUGGACAAUCGCUUUCUGGUGCACUUUGACAACUGGGAUGAUACUUAUGACUACUGGUGUGAUCCCAGCAGUCCAUACAUCCACCCAGUUGGAUGGUGUCAUGAGCACGGCAAACCCCUCACACCUCCUCAAGAUUAUCCUGAUCCUGACAACUUCACCUGGGAAAAGUACUUGAAAGAAACUGGAGCAUCUGCUGUCCCAGCUUGGGCCUUUAAAGUGCGCCCGCCCCAUGGCUUCCUGGUCAACAUGAAGCUGGAGGCAGUGGACAGGAGGACUCCUUCCUUCAUCCGAGUGGCCAGUGUGGAGGACGUGGAAGAUCACAGGAUAAAGGUCCACUUUGAUGGCUGGAGCCACGUGUAUGAUUUCUGGAUUGAUGCGGAUCAUCCGGACAUCCAUCCCAUGGGCUGGUGCUCAAAAACAGGACACCCAUUGCAGCCUCCUCUCAGGCCAAAGGAACCAGCCUCCUCUGCCCAUGGGGGCUGCCCGAGCCUUGGCUGCAAGACCAUCCCUCACUCCAAGAGCUCCAAGUACAGCUUUCACCACAGGAAGUGCCCCACACCAGGCUGCGAUGGCUCAGGCCAUGUGACGGGGAGGUUCACAGCCCAUUACUGCCUCUCAGGGUGCCCGCUGGCAGAGAAGAACCAGGGCAGGCUGAAGGCUGACUUGUCUGACACCGAGGCCUCGACACGCAAGAGGAGCCCAAUGGGUUUCCCUCAGCGAAAGAAAUCUCGGCACCAUGGAAGAGGGAGGCCUCCAAAGUACCGGAAGAUCCAGCAGGAAGACUUCCAGACUAUUUCUUCAGACAAUGUGCACCAGUCACUCUUCAUGUCCGCCCUGUCCGCCCACCCCGACCGCGCCCUGUCCCUGUGCUGGGAGCAGCACUGCAAGCUGCUGCCGGGGGUGGCUGGCAUCACAGCAGCCACGGUGGCCAAGUGGACCAUUGAUGAGGUUUUUAGCUUUGUGCAGACUCUGACAGGCUGUGAGGACCAAGCCAAGCUCUUCAAGGAUGAGAUGAUCGAUGGUGAGGCGUUCCUCUUGCUGACACAGGCUGACAUCGUCAAGAUUAUGAAUGUGAAGCUGGGUCCGGCACUCAAGAUCUACAAUGCCAUCCUCAUGUUCAAGAACGCUGAUGACACCUUAAAGUGACUUCUCUUGGCCCAACCGGGACCCUCCCUCCUCACUGGUGCUGCCAAACUAUCCAGUCAGGACAAAGAUUCCCCCAGCCGACCGCAGCUUGUCACAUCCUGCUCGUGUCCGCCUGGAUGCCACAUCUCCCCUCUCCCACCAGUCCAUCUCCCAUCCUGUUCCUUGCACGCUGCCCUUCUGCAGCGCUGGGCCCAGGCUGGCCGCAGGCCUCGGGGGCGGUGGCAGGGAAGGAGGGAGGAUGUGGCACUGGCCCAUCUUAGUGCCACAGCUGCCCCCACUGUGUCCUGCUGUGCCUGCACUGGGUCAGGAGUGCUGAGGGCCGGGGGAGCAUUGUGGAGGGUGUCACAGCAGGGGACUGACACCUGCUCAAGUCACCCAGGCAUGGCAAGGGACUGACUGCCUGCAUCCAUGCUCACACCCACUUAAAGGCUGCUCUUGCCUUUGCUCAGCAGCUGAGAGAGAUUUGGGAUUUUUCCCUCUGUAUGAUCCUCUGGGAGUACUUGUGCUAACACCAUUUCCAAGGGACAUUCUUGAGGAGCUUCUGCUCAUUUUGCCUUUUUCUCUGAAUUCUUUUGAUUUUCCCUUUUUAAGGCCAGUUGAUGACUGCUUUGCCCCUGCACUGCACUGCAAACCAGUGGCCACCUCUUGCCCCUUCACAGAGCAGCUGUCCUGGCAGCUGCUCUGCUUACGACCAGCACCUGUGCUUUCUUCCUCUUUCCUGAAAUUCAACAGCCUCAGGGCCCUGUCAGGCCAGGGCUGGCUGGGUGCAGAAAAGGCUUCAUUUCUUCUUGCGCUUCAGACUGUUUGGUCCAGCACUUCUCUGGGAGAAAGGAUGCUUGGAUAGCUUGUUCCCCUUGCACCUAUUGAAGAGCCCUCUACAAAGGAA